This is a messenger RNA of Acaulospora morrowiae, 1428 nucleotides long. The record is from the annotation of a GenBank genome assembly. Lineage: Eukaryota; Fungi; Glomeromycota; Glomeromycetes; Diversisporales; Acaulosporaceae.
AUGGGUCAAACACUCUCUGAGCCUGUCAGAGAAAAGCACUCUGCUAAUGGACACGACGAACGUCUCAUGUACGCUUCUUCGGCUAUGCAAGGGUGGCGUAUUAGUAUGGAAGACGCGCACACCACCUUGUUGCAAAUUCUUGAUAAAAAGGGAUAUAGCUUUUUCGGUGUAUAUGACGGACACGGCGGUCAAAAUGUAGCUAAGUAUAGCGGUGUACAUCUUCACGAUCGUAUCGUUAAAGACUCUAAUUUUGGUAAAGAUAUCGAGAAGGCUAUAAAAAAUGGAUUCUUGGGAAUAGAUGAGGACUUGAGAAAUGACACUUUGUUUCAAAACGAUCCCUCUGGUUGUACCGCGGUCACAGCUGUCAUAACCCCCGAUGAUUAUAUCUAUGUGGGAAAUGCCGGUGAUUCUCGUGCUGUUCUCAGUGUGAACGGUGAAGCUGUAGCAAUGUCAGAUGAUCAUAAACCACUCAACAAAGAUGAAUCCUCCCGUAUUACAAAGGCCGGUGGUUUCAUUGAAUUCGGAAGAGUUAAUGGUAACCUCGCUUUGUCACGUGCAAUUGGUGAUUUUGAAUUCAAACAAAAUAAUAAUUUGGAAGCCGAGGCGCAAAUUGUGACAGCGCUUCCUGAUGUCAGAAGAGAGAAGAUUAUUUCUGAUAAAACCGAAUUCUUGGUGUUAGCUUGCGACGGUAUAUGGGAUUGUCUUACAUCACAGCAAGUAAUUAGUUUCAUCCGCAAAAAUAUCAAGGAAAAUAAGUCACUCCAGAAAGCGUGCGAAGAUCUGAUGGACCGUUGCCUGGCCAAAGAUAGUGAACUUGGUGGUAUCGGAUGCGACAACAUGACAGUAAUAAUUGUUGCCUUCCUUAAUGGAAAAACUGUGCAACAAUGGUACAAUUGGAUGGCAUCAAGGUACGGAAAUUUGGGUCCCGAAUAUCAUGCCGAAGAUGUCAAACCACAAAAGCAAGAGGACUUUCAAGAUAUGAAUGAUGAAUUAGAAGAAGAUUUAGAAAUUCCAUCAACAGAUGAAUAUACCGAUACCGACCUCGAAAAUCAAAACCAGCUGACUAUCGACGACGUAUCCCGUCCUGAAAGGGAAAAUAGCAGUGACUCGCUGCUUGAUUCUCCAAAAUCUGAAACCCCACGUUCCCUUUCACAACAUUCUUCCAGUGCAAAGAGUACUUCCAAAAAAUUUGACAAUUCACCUUCAAAAUUAUCGGUGGAAGACAAAGAUAGGACAUUAAGUCAUUCUUCAUAUCCAGGAAAAAAAUCACUUGCGAGUAGGAUUGCUAAAUGGGGACAGAAUGUGAAUAUGAUUAUCGGGUUCAGAGCUCUGAGUCGGAACAACGAAGGUUCUUUCGGUAACGAUGGCAAAAAUCAAACGCGAAAAAGCAACUUGUGUGAUAAAGGCUUUAGCGAUAGCAAAACGUGA